AUGGCGGACGAAAUUGUUGGGAAGAGGAUACUAUGUGAAGGUUUUAGAGGAGAAAUUAAAUAUGUAGGGCUCGUUCCUCCAACUUCAGGUACGUAUGUGAAAAAUAUUUCAUCUGACAUAAAGCAGCUUGAGUGGUGUGGAACGAAAACUAUCGAUGACUUCUUCAUUGCGAAGAUUGAGCGAGGCGAGAAACGGAGUCUCAAUCUACAGCUGUACCGCGUGAUUCAGACCCAGAUUCUGUUAGUUUGGUCUAUUUGUUGCAUUAGAAAUAAUGUGAUGCUCGUCAAGAAGCAUAUAACACCGAGUAAGCUACAUUUUCAUGGCAAGAAAAUGGGAAAGAAGGCCUUUUUAGGCUUGUAGGUUUUGUUUACCCAUUUUCAGACCACGUGAUGGUACCACAGAAAACUGUUUCUUUCAAAUGUCAUCCUAUAUACUAUGCACGUGCUUAUGACAAGGCAAAAGGCACAUUCCCUUGAAACAUCAUAUGGUCUGAAUUGGGAAAAUAAAACAUAAAAGCUAAAGAGGUCUAUGGCUUCAAACAAGAUUGAGCUUAUGCAACAGGAUGGCAGAAAGAAGAGAACAGCAAAACGUUUGUGUUUGACAUGCAUGACAGGGCUAUUACUUAAGUGCUUUUUGCAAUCUUCACUUACUGUAGCCUCCCUGUGUUAUGGGUUUUUGCAAAAAGAUCUGUUUGGAGGAAGGUGAAGUUUGGCAGAAAUUUUUUUGAAACAUAAUUAUUGUUUUGCUAGUCACACAAGGUGUUGUCAUCUUCUUUCCUUAGCCAUCCCUUGAGUGAGGUCACUAAUGAUUAAGCUAAUUAUGAAUACCUUGAGAUGUCCCAGCAACCAUCUGCUAACCACUUUAGCUGUUUGCCUUCAUUCUGGUGGCCCCUAUCUUAACAAUUUUGAUGGUUAACUCAUAUGGAGGAGUGGUUUUUGCUUGUCAGUGAAGGUGUAAACAGUAAUCUAUCAUAAAGUAAUGUUCUGCAUAAGAGGACACCAAGACAUGCCCUCUUUAUGGUAUAUAUUGGCAUUCUGACAGUAAGCUUGGACUUCAGCAUUCAAGGGUGCCAGUGGCAGCCACUAUUGGUCCAUUUAUGAGCUUACUGUAACCCACCCAUACCCCAUUAUAUGAAUGACGCAUGAUGCAUCAAAGGUAGGCCACACCACCGGGGAAACUUCCCGUACUCUUGUCGGACAGUAGUGUGGGUUCUUUUUUGUCCCUUUCAAUUUUAAGUAUGAAGGAGACAAGGCCAAUGGCUUAAUGUCACCACCCAAUGAGGCAAUCAUCAUCUCAAAUCACAGCAAGCAUGAUCUCACCGGUUUUUAAAGACCCUGGUUGUCGGUCCGGCCGGGGUUUGAACCCACGACCUCCCGCUUGUCAGACCCAUGCUCUCCCAACAGAGCUAACCAGGCAGCGGUUAGCUCAGUAAUGGAAGAAAUGGUAAUGGCAGAACGUUACUCUUUCUCUUGUUAGGUGAAUGGUAUGGUGUUGAGUGGGAUGACCAUAGCAGAGGUAAACAUGAUGGUACUCAUGAAGGCGUUAAAUAUUUUGAAAGCAGGUAUGAAUGUCACAUUGUGGUUAAACAUUGAAACAUUUUUAUCUCUAGCGCUUUGUAGAAAGACUAUUAUGUCAACUUUGCUGUUACAGCAAGGAGCCCAAAAGUGUGACCUCCUUUAAUUAACUCACAUUCUUUCAUGCAGACAUUAACCAAUCAGAUGUCGAGGACAGUUUCCAGCUGGCUUCUGAUUGGAUUAAAUCUGUAUGAAAGAAUGUGAAUAAAUUAAAAGCGGUCACACUUUUGGGCUCCUUGCUGUAAAUGAUUUUCCACGUUUGUGACCAUUCAUCAAUAAUAAUUUUCAUCAAUCAGUUUGCAUCAAAAGCAAACGAAGUAAUGUUAAUUUCUAACUCACUUUGACUUGUAAUUAACUAAUGUAAGUAAGCAUGUAAAGCUAUAUUAAACUAUAUAUUUAUCAUGGAUGUACAGGAGCAUAGCCAGCUUUUUGACUAGCUGUAGGCCUGGCUGAUUUUCAUUUCCAUAUAUCCUGAAAAUAGCACGGAUGAAUAGUACGCACUGACCUCACCAACACUUUGACCUCUUAAUAAGCUUUUUAGCUCACUCCAACGUCACAUAUAGAACUUAUUACAAGCAGCAGAGUGAUCAAAACAAAUAUUUGUAGGCCUGGGCCUACAGAUCUACAGGUUGGCUAUUCCCCUGGAUAUAUGCUCAAAUGCAUUUUGGGCUUAUUUUUACUAGACACCCAACGGGUGGAUCCUUUGUAAGACCGAAGAAGGUGGACUUUGGAAUAAGUAUCUUUGAAGCCCUGAAACAGCGCUAUGGACAAGGUGGUGACAGUAUUAAUGAAGAGGACAUGUAUGUUAUGAGUGGCAACAACAGAUGGAAAGCUGUGGAAAUGGUUGGAGCAGAUUCAAUUCAGCAAAAACAGAGGUACUUGAUAUUGAACAGGACUUAAUUGACAUGAUGUCAUGCCUGAUUCACACCCAAUAUAAUAAUAUUAAUAUUGUCUGUUGCUUAAAGUGCUCAAAUAUUACUUAUUUUUCAUCUGAUAAAUAUAAACUGUACCAAGCCGUUUUUUAUCUGCUCGAAAGAAGCUAUAGCUUUAAGCAAAUAGAAUAACCUUUGUUAUUUAUAGUGUUAAAUUGCUGAAAUAUAUCUUCUUGUUAAGAGCAAUUAAUUUUGUAAAACUUUUUCAAAGCUUUCAUGCCAGUGAAGUUGAAGGGAAUGUCAUCACUUUCAGUUUCUCAUGAUAAGGUCAUUUCCAAAGUUCAUCUCAGCCAAUCAUCGACUUUUUUGAUGCAGAAAUUCAAAUUUCUGGGACAUGACUGGAAGCUCUCCUUUUCUACAGUGUCCUGCCUCCAAAACUCCCUUGAGAUCUUGCUCAGAGGUUAGCAAGCUAGUUUCUGCUUUCUGCUUUCUACUGGAUGCAUACACUAUAGUAUGUGUUCAUUUUUCCUUGCAUGGAAUGGUAAGGCCUACUGUCUGCUUAUAUGAUAUCAGUAUUAUGUAAACCCAUAAUAAUUUAUACAUUUUCAGUGACUACAAGACACUAAGAGAGGUUAGUUUAAGAGGCCUAACAGUAAAUGGACCAGAUAAAGAAAAUGACUUUUACAAAGUUGCACCAAGUAUCCUUUUCACUACUACAAAAUGAAGGUCUGCAUGAAAUAAAAGCCCCAAGAAAUCCCCAGGGGGUACUCCGGAUUUCAAGUGAUGGAGAUAAUUGAAUAGCGCUGGAGCAAAAAUCCAACCCCCCCAAAAAUUCCUAGCACUCCCAACAAAACCCCCAAAAAAUCCCUGGAUCAAAAUUUAACCCCCAAAGAUCCCAUGGCUAAUUUCUGAGGCCAAGUCUGGUUGUACUUUAUUCACAGAACUACACUGCUCAUAAUUUAUAUUAAUGUGUUUGUGGCAGGCUGGUUGCAUCUUUGUUGGCCAUCUUGUGCUGUGUGGGUUUUGAUAUGUUUCAUAUCUCCUCCUGUUCUGUCAUUAAAAGAAAUAAUUUUUCACUGCUUAACAGUGUGAUAGGUGUCUGUUAAUGCCUUGUAUGGGGACCAGCAUGGCUUGGUUGCAAAGAUCAUUGCUACAGCAAGUUGCAAACAUGUUAAGACACUCCGACAAAAAAUUGCCUUUUUUUACUUAUUAAUAAAAUCACUGCUAGUCACACGUCUGUGAGAUAUAACACUCACCCCCUCCCUCCCCUGCAUUCAAAGUUGUUCCUCCAAGUUUUUUCUUGUAUUGCUAGCAACUUUAAAAAGGAAGGGGUUUCAAUACGCACCGACAGCUGAUGAAAGGCGUCGGCUAAUUUGCUCAUAGAAGAAGUAACUAGUUUGAAUAACAUUGUAAACAAAAAAUAUAUCAUAAAAUCUGAAUGAAAAACGUAAUUAUGAUGUGUUUUCAUAGAGGCCCACUGGUUUUACAUAAUGCUUUCAGUCAUUUUUUUGACAAGUUUCCUCAUAGGUUUGCGCAGAAUUUGUUUACGUGCAAAAGUACAUAAUUUGGUUUUCAUCAUUUGCUCAUGUUACAGGAAUUGAUUGUGUGACUGAUAAAUUGAAAGGUAUAUUUUCUUGAAUGAAAAACACCCUCUUUUGUCCAAAAAUUUAGUCCCCGAGAAUGCUUAAAAUUGCAGUCUAGAGCUUUGAAUUUUCAAAAUUUUCCGAGGCACAGUCUGAGGCACAGUUCCCCCCUCAUAAAAGGGAACUACUGGCCCCUUGUUGAUAGAGUUGGUUACUCUUUUCAAACCUGCUGGCUACUUCAAUGUUUGAAACCCCUGAAGAAGGGGAGGAUGGGGAAUCACAAGCACAAGAUCUUGAUCAGGCCAUUUAAACCUUGAAGGUUCAGUUUUGCAAGUAUUUUUGCAACUGGUUGUAGCCUUGGAAGCAGUGCUCAGUCUGACUGCCUGGCCCACCUCCAGUGGAAGCCUCUUGAAAACCCUGGCCCCCUAAUGUCCUUACAGCAGAACAGUUGUUCUUAUUAGUGGUUUUUUAACUUACAAGUGUUGUAUAUAUAUAUAUAAUAAUUAUUAUAUAUCACGCUCUACUUUAACGUAUUGAGCACUCUACUACAGAAAAAUCGAAACACAGUCUUCCUAUAUAUUAUAUAUAUAUAUGCUGAUUUUCUUAAUGUUGGUAUAGAUAUCUCAGAACUUGAUCUUUCUAAAACUCUUCUGUCAUCUUGGAUGGACGUAGCAGCAAUUACAAGAAAUCUUGAACACCUUCAGAUCCUUAAUUUAUCGUAAGUAACCAUAUUGUGUGGUGUUUCUCUUCCAUAUAUUUUUAUAAUUUUUACAUGAUCAGUGGCUAUAGAGAUGUUCAUUCAUUGCAUUCAUUACCUUGUUAUGAAGAUUUCAAGUCCUUUUUGUGUUUACAGUUUCUAUAAUUAAUUAUAAACUGAAACACUAUGCAAAAAGGGUUAAUUGGUGGUCAUCAGCAUGCUUCUUAACCUGAAGGUGAAGUGUGACCUGUUGCAUCUGAAAAUAAGCGUGAGCUGUUGCAUCAAAAAUUAUUUUUUGCCAUGCAAGAAGUCAGUCUUUAUUUUCUUGACAUGAAGGUGAAGUGUAACUUGUUGCAUCAGAUGAAUAACUGUUACCUUGUACGUCAAAAUUUUUUCUUCAAUGCAAGAAAUCACCCUCUAUUUUGUUUGAUAAAACAUUUUACAUUUUAUGCUUAUAAAUUAAGACUUGACAAGCCGAUAAAAUCACAAGUGCAAAACAGACAUUAGACUACGAGUAGUCCCCCCAUUUUUCCUCAGGGAUAGUAGAGCGAGCGAAACGCGAGCGGGCGUGAAAAUGAACCCACGCGAGAAAAGGCGACACGCGGUGGGGAGAGAGAAAAAUGAGGGACUACAGACAAAGCCCAAGCUUUUGACCCUUCACGGCCGACUGAUUUUGGAGUGUGAAGUUCGUAUCCCCUUCCAAAUCAAUUAAGCGCAUCCAAUGGCAUCCCUUCCCUUAUUGAGCUGUCAUUGCUCUUGUCAUCGGUAAACUGCGGGGGAUGUUUAUUGCAAGCAAAAGAAAACCCAGAUACUAAUUUUCUUCAUGGCUGUUUCGCGUGAAAAACUUGAUAGUGUACGCAACACACGACUUUUACUCAUGCCAAAAUGCUGCUUAUUCCAAUGAAUUUUUUUCUCUGAUGGGUAGAUUAUGCUCUGGAGGAAAACGUUUUGACUGAGCAAAUGUGAUUUUUGCCGCGUAUUUCAUACUGAGAGGUCGAAACACGCAUAUUAAUUUUCUGCGGUUAUUGUCUAUGGUCUGCAUUAUUUGCCCUCUGAUGCAAGAGCAUUUUCUUUGACCUCUUUUGAAAAGUAAAGCUCUCCAAUGCGGCUAAAUAAGAGUUUUGGGUUGUAUAAUUUCUCCGGCGAUUGCCUCCUGGAUCUGAAUAAUUUUAAGCGAUUUUCUUUUUGGCCGUGAAUGUGAUGGUUUCCUACAAUGUUUUGUCACACUGGGACCAGCUCGUUAGCGUUUUUAGCAUGACGAAUAGUGAUAUCCAAAUCUCGAAGAAUGGAUUGCAGCUUAAACUAAAACUAUAUUAACUAUGGAGAAUUGCGAUGUGACUCAGUCAUGACUGCUCAUGAAUUUUAACUGCCGCUUGUUUUUCUGGAGAUAAUGUGAGUGUUUGGACUGGAGCACGUAGUUGCUCCCUUGCUGAUAACUUUUGAAUUAGCUUAACAGCCUUGCGACUGUUAUGUUAUUCCCAAUUUGUGAUCACGCAAGACCAUGGUUUCGGUUCUCCACGCGAACCUCAUCAGUUGCCGGGUUGGCUUUCUGCUUAGUUGCUUCAACAAGAGCAACUCUAGUUAUUUGUUCUGUAAAUCAUGAUUAUGUCAAGCGUUGAUAGCGGCUGGCGCGUUUUUGACAGAUGCUGACAGAUUUCCAUGGAAGGGCCAAUUAGAGUUUUGCGUUGUGAGAGCAACGCAUUAGUUCAAAAGCUUGGGCUUUGUCUGUAGUCCCUCAUUUUUCUCUCUCCCCGCCGCGUGUCACCUUUUCUCGCGUGGGGUGAUUUUCAAGCGCGCUCGCGUUUCGCUCGCUCUACUAUCCCUUGAGGAAAAAUGGGGGACUACUCGUAGUCUAAACAGACAUAACUGUAAACACAUGCUCUCUCUUGAGGGCUCUUUUUCUUGUAUGUGUGGGUGCAAUGUAAAAUAAUGGAAUACCAGUUAUUAUUGCAUUACCCCUAUACAGUCACAUUUGUAACGCAACCAUAUGAUAAAAUAUUGAUUAAUCUACUUUUUUCUUUAAAGGGAGAAUUUCCUCAGAUUACCUAGUGAACCAGAACAGCUUUUACCUUCAUUCUCUACAGUUACAGUUUUAUUCUUAAACAAGAUGGAACUUGGUUUUGAAGAGGUAACAAAAUCUCAAACUUGUUGUAAAUUAAAUCAUUAUUUAUAGAGAAAGGACACUAAAAUCUUGCAUUUUUUUCAUCAGGUAGAGGUUACAGUAGGCAUGAUGCCUUCACUAAAAGAGCUUCAUGUUUGUCACAACUGCCUGAAAAAUCUGAGGUAAAUUUGGCCAAAGAGUAGCAAACUCCUUCCUGCUAACAAUUAGCAGGAAGACCUUUAUUGCUCAUGACAUGCACAUGAAAUAUUUCUUUCCAGUGUCUACCAUGUGAUGAUCCCUGGAAAGAAUAAAAUUGUAUUGAAUGUUAUCUCUGAUUCUCUGUAGAAGUAAAGAUGGUCAACUUCAUGACUUACAAGGAUUCCAGAAUGUAGAGUUACUCAAUCUUGAGGGAAACCAGCUGUCAGACUGGACAUCAAUAUUGAGACUGGGCCAAUUACCAAGGUAAUGAUUAAGGUGUAUCUAUGCAAUAACUGUAAUCUCUGUAAGUGUUCAGCUUGGCCCAGUUCCUCUGAAUAAUCCUGAAGACAGUCUUUACCAUUUUAUGUUCUACCUUACUUCCUAUUUAAUUCCCUUUUCUACAAAUAAUUUUGAAGAGAAGAGAAGCAAAAUCAGGUUUGGAGUAGGUUACUAUUUACCUUGGCUUAAAAAUUUCUAAAAAACUUACUGAACAUUAAUUUCACGCUUUGUGGAGGACGUUAACACAAGACAACAACUUUCUCUUUCUUUCUCUGAACUUUGAUACAGUCUUUUAGAAUUCAACUCACGAAAAAUUGCCAACAUUUGACGAAUUGAAUGAGAUGGAGUAAAGCCAUGGGAAUUCACUUUUUAAGGUAUCUGCACCGGCAAAUUUUCAACAUUUUAUUUUGCCCUCAAAAUCUUUCUACAGUAAGUUCAGAUGAUGUGAUAUGCAUAACUGGUGUUCUUUUUUGAAUAUACCUUCGCAUUUAAGAGAAAAUCUACUCAAAAGUUGACUGAUUUACCGGAAGUUAAAGAAAAUUUUUCACUUCCGUUGCUAAGAAAAAGAACGGCAGUAGCGCAAUUUGACUCCUUUUUUCGGCAUCAAGUUCUGUUGAUGCGCUGAACAAAAUCUAUUCACUGCUUGGAUUCAUUGACAAACUACAGCGGCUGUAUGUCCAACUUGAUUUUUCUUGCUUCUGUUAAAGCUGUGAUGACUAAUAUUACUUGCUACUUGUCAAUAUUUGUUAUGUUCUUGAAAUAUACUCCGUUUUCCAGGGCUUAUUAUUGUUUUAAAUUUACAUUACAUCGGUGUGUCUUCUCACCUGAUAUAUUCUGACAAUUUUGCCGGGAGAGUAAAACGUUUUCUUGGCCCCUAAUCCUCUGGUCUGUUUUUCUACCAAUUUCUUUCACUUUACAGAAGCAAUUCUUUUCAUUUUUGAAUAAAACUCUUCUUCAAUCUUCAUACUUCGGCCCGCUUCACUGCAUUAUAGCUGACACUGAGUAACGCAUCUUCCGGAAAUGCGUCACACCUUGCAACUGGUCACGUAUCAAAAUCCAAGGGGGCUAUAGAGAGGUCAUUUGGCAUUUUCUUAGGCUUCGACGAGCAUUUUAGACAGCGGUGAUUCAAAAUGGCGGGCAAGAAGGUCUGUGAUGGUAGUAUCGAGCAAAAACAGUUGAUUUUGAGAAGAAAAUAAGCUUUUUUACACUGGAAAAGCAUUAAUUACCGCGUGACCGAUUUACCUUGACUUACGGGAACCAGUUUUUUGGAGGAAUGGAUCAUUAUAUCUUCGUGAAAUUUGGCAAAUACACAAAGAGCAUGUUGAUGAACAGAUCUGUGUUUGACCAAAGAAUGAAAUUACCAUACGGCUGAGUUACUGAAGUCCAAAGAGGGAUCAAAUUACAAAACAACAAAUUGCCCUCUAGAGGGCGUAUUUCUCGGAGCUGUGUCUUGGUCAAACACAGGAUUGUUGCUUUUUACGUCCCUGUUUGUGUUGCAUUUCAUUUUUCCCACAAACUGUUGUGGUUUUUGUGAAAUUUGAAUUCUUCUCUUUCCAUGCCACCCCCAGGGGGUAAUUAAAAUAGCACCUUUAGAGUGAUGUAGCCUUACAAUUUUUUCACUACUUUUGUUCCUUAUGGACCAAAGAACAAUGUUAUUGUCUAACAUGUAGAUAAUACUCUUACAUUGGAUGUCAGUGUAUCACCUAAAAUGUGCAGAAUUUGCCGGUGCAGAUACCUUAAGUGAUGUUUUCGCUGCUAUCACCAUCUUUAUUGCUUAAGCUACGUAAUCUCAUCUCUCAUCCUCUGGUGCCCAGUGGGCAAAGUGCAUUCACAUAAGCUAACAUACCCUGAAGUGAUUGCAAGGGAUUCAGUACUUGACACCUGGGACCUGAGUACAGCCAUGGUGAAUUGUGGUGUUUGGGAAGAAAUUUCCACAAAUGUCCCAUCCACAGCAGUGGUCAAAGGAUGAUAAUGAUGAUGAUGAUAGUGAUCUGUACAGAGGCUGUACAGAGGGAUAGAUAACCUGUAUAUGUUAACUAGGUCAAUGAGGUACAUUUGUAUACACAACACUACUUUUCUACCUUAUUAUAGGAAAUGAACACUCCAUGAAAUUAACGUGAAUCGUUAAAAUUCGCGUUAAUUUAAGUCGCGUUAAUUUUGUUAAGCGUUAAUUUCCUCGACGUUAAUUAAGUGCAGUGUUAAAUUCCGCGCUCUUAAUUUCCAGUAUUUUAACCCUAAUUUUGGAACCUGUCCAGACAUUCUUGACACCUAAAAAACAUUAACUACAAGCUUUCUUUCUUUCCAUUUACCCUAUAUUUUUCAUCUCUCACAAAAGCUAAGGCGAAGGUUUACAAUAUUUCGAGUUCAUCUUCAUCAUUGUCUCAUUGUCACUCUCAGAUGUGAUGUCAAUAUCUUCACCUUUGAUUUCGGCCAAGAUAAUCGCGUUAAUUUCCUUUAUUAUGAAAUUCUACCUCCUCUUUCGCAAUAAUGUUCUUUAUUCGAAAGUCGUUUUCCAUUAAAUUCACGCUAGUUUAAGUCGCAUUAAUUUCCAAUACAUACCUUAAUUUCAUGGAGCGUUAAUUUCCUAUAUUAAGGUAUGCACAACAGACUGAGCUGGAUAAUUUACAGUUACAUUUUUUAUUGAUCAUUUCCCUUCAGUAAUGCAUGUAUUUAUAUCACAUUAAUUUUUCUUUUAGACUCAAUUGUCUUAUAUUGAAUGACAAUGGAAUAGAGAGUAUUGAAUUAGGAAACAAAGUACAAGGUUUGUUUCAAUUUUAUACCUCUCUUCAUCUUCUUCAUUGUCUCCUCCUUCUUCUUCUUCUUCUUCUUAUUAUUAUUAUUAUUAUUGAAAGUGACUUGAAAACUUUCUUUUGUUCCAUUAAAUUUGCUAUAUUAACACUGCAUUAAUUUAUGUGAUAAAUGUGAUAUUCUGUUUAGAAUGGCAAGCUGACAAGCUUCUGUACCCAGUUUUACAAUCACUCUUCCUUAGCAGAAACAAAAUAAGUCAGGUAAGUAAAUGCAAAGUGUUCUUUCUGUUCUGGUUUCGAUCAUCAUCCGAUUAUGUUUCUAACUAAGGCAUUAAUUUUUGUAGAAAAAAAUAUACAGUGGAAGCUCGAUAUAACAAAGGGCCAAGGGACUGGCAAAAUUAUUUGUUGGCUUUAACAAGGUUUGGUUAUAUCCAGGUCCUUUUUGAUAUAUUUUACUAUUUCUGGGGUGAAGAAAAUGGUUUGUUAUACUGCUCAAGGACUUUGCUAUAUAGAGGCUUGCUAUAUCGAGGUUCCACUGUAUAAAAAGGUUGGCUCUAACAAAAAUGCUUUGAAGCACAAAUGCAUGAAUGUCAGAAAUUCAGGGUGACCAACAAGGACAAAAGCAAAGAAUUUAAUUUUUAAAAAAAGGAGGAUUGGUGGUAAAAUUAUCUUGUCUAACAUAAACAUGCAUAAGGGCUGUUAAAAUCAGAUUUCUAUUAACAGUUAUGAAAGAGAUGAAAUAAAUGUCUGGUCAAUAGAAGUUACUGACAACCUCUCAUAAAACUGUUGGGGUGCUCAUGAUAAGCAAAGCCAUCCAUUACAAAACAAUCAAGGCCAGCACACUGCUAUGAUUAACAGUGUUGAUCAAAUGCUUACUGUGUGGCAAUUAAUUUAUUGAAGAUGGUAAUAUUAGGCUCAGUGAAUAACAUGUGGAAAGCUGUUAAAAUUUUGUUGUGUUGUGAGCAUUGGACUUGUAGAAAAAAUCUGAUUCCUCAAGCAGAUGAACUCAUGAGACUUUGAAAAACAUGAGUGGUAUUUCUAUACUCCUAAAAGAAACCAAAGCAAAACUUCUCCCAAAUAAUUUCCAAUUUUUUUUUUCAUAAAACCUUAAGAAAUAAAAAGGUCUGCCAUGGAGGUUUGAGUUGAACGGUAACACCAUAGGAAUGGAUAACAUCCACAGUUAAAAAUAAGUGUAGCAAAUAAUCUAGUUGCAGUUAACAGUCUUUGAAGUCUUAAGAAUGACAAUCAAUUUUUCUCUAAACAGUAUCAAUACACAAUCAAGAGAAGAGGUUGACAUGAGAAUUGAUAAAGUAAUCAGCUGGGAAAAAAUGCUUUAAUCUUUUAUCAAAUUCUCUCAACUUAUUCUUUAUGGAAAUAUAUAGACACCGGUUUGGAGAAUUUGUAUGUAGAUAUUGGGGAUUAAAGGGUCGGCAAUUAGUUGGAGGUAACUGUAGUCAUGGAUCAUUAUACGUUUCUGGGAAACUGCCCACCUACCCCUCCCCUAAGCCAAAAUGUUGGCUUAGGGAAGGGGUAGGGGGCAGUUUCCCAGAAACUUAUAAUGAUCUGUCUUUUUUUAAAAUUUAUUCUAGAUUCAGAGCAUUAAUGAGUUAAACCAUCUACCAAAAUUAUGUGAGUUGCGCUUCAAGGGAAAUCCUCUUUUCCAAGGUAAAAGCCAAGAAAAAAAUUGCCCUUUCUAUGUGUUAUCGAACUUUGUUACUUAUUGGAGUUGCUAACAAAAUCUGUUAUAGUUUGAACUGUGUGUGUGUGUAUAAUGAAGUAAUUUUGAUUUUGCAGAGGAGACUACUUUUGACAGUCGUCAAGAGCUGCUUGCUCGCGUACCGUCAUUAACCUCUCUCAAUGGCAGUUUGGUGAGUUCUGAGUAUGUUGUAUUUUUUUGUUCAAGUGCUGAGCACUACACUGUACCCAGAUCUGGGUUGUGACACGUCAUCAGUAUGGAAUUUCUGCGCUUUUUCCUCAGAUGUCGUUUCAUGGGGAAACAAGUGGUGGCAUCAUGAAAGUGCUGGUUGUUUUCUUAUUGCUCCAUGUAAGGGAACCCAAGACAGUUUUGGAUUCUGGAUUCCACGCUGUGGAUUCCGGAAUCCAGGUACUAAAUGCUAGUCUAUGUCAGUGGAACUUGGAUUCCAGAUUCCAGUUGUUAGUGGAAUUUCGGAUACCUUGAGAUGUAUUCCGGAUUUUAAAGCCCAAAAUUCCGGAUUCCACAAGCAAAAUGUUAAAUAUAAGGAUAAAUUUCCUGGAUUCCAAAUCCGGAUUCCCUUACGUGGAACAAUUCUUAGGCUAUUUACUUGUAUUACUCCUUUUUGUUAGGUCAGUUUAAAAGAAAGAGAGACUGCAGAGCGGGCUUAUCUAAAGAAGUAUGCCAAGUGUUGGAUUAAUGCUGGUGGCAAUACUGCUGAUGGGCAAGCCAGUUCCCUGAAUCCUGCAUUUGUAGAGUUACACCCGAGAUACGAGGAACUCAUCAAAGGUACAACAAGCUGAUAGUUGUAUCAGUCAUUUCUGUUUCUAUGCUGCAUCUCUACUUGGAUUAUUUACUCAAUUUUUGUUGACUUUCCUGCACCUUCCAGUCAGAGAAACGUGAUUUAGAGGCAAGUUCAGUUUAAGGUUCUGGCCCCGGGUUGUUCAAAAGCUGGAUAACACUGCCUCAGUUGUUCAAAAGGUAGAUAACGCUAUCCAUCAGAUAAAUCACUAUCCACUGGAAAGCGCAAUUGGUUUCCCUAACACUUUUCCCGUGGGAUAGUGAUUUAUCCGUUGGAUAGCGCUAUCCAACUUUUCAACAACUGGGGCCAGAUAAAUCACUGUCCAUUGGAUAAGUCAGUAUUAGGGAAACCAAUUGCGAUAUCCAGUAGAUAGAAAUUUAUGCGGUGGACAACGUUAUCCUUCUUUUGAACAGCGGGGGCCAGGUAAACUGCAGUCGCAGUUUUUAAACGAGUCAACUUUAAUUUUACUGAAAGAUGAUUGUCGCAGUUAUAGACGCAGCUUUUUGCAGUUGCAAAAAGAAAGCCUGAAAACAUUCAGGCUUGUAAGGGAUUCAAACCCUUGACCUCUGCGAUACUGGUGCAGCGCUCUACCAAUUGAGCUAACAAGCCAACUGGGAGCAGGACGUUGAAUUGGUUCGUUAUAAACCUGUGAAAUGAUGAUGAUGUAGUCAUGAACAUAUGAAAUAUCAUAUAAAAAAUCAUAUAUGAGAACAGCCGAUUUUAAUGGUUUUCUGAAUCCCUCAAUAAUAAAUGGUGAAAGUUAUCGUCCAGGGCCCAGUUGCUCGAAGCAUGGCUAGCGUUAACCAGCGUUUAAUACCUUGACAACGUAUUGGUUUUGAUACUGCUUAACCAAUGGUUAAAGCUAACCAUGUUUUGAGCAACUCUGCCCAGAUCUUCUUUUCCUAAUCCAAUCCAAGUGCCCAUAUGUUUUAGAAUUGACAGUUGGUUUCCACUGUUAGGGGUUAGUAUGGGAGGGGGGUCGCCCCCUUCUGUUCGGCGAGUCUGCCCUCUCUUAAUAAAGUUUAAACAUCAAUUAGUUAAUUAGAAAAAACUCGGUUAAGUCCUCAAGUGCGGUCGCAGCCGUUACAGGGACGAAAAGAUGGCUUUUUCUUGCGGGACACACGUGGGAAAUCCCGAGCGGGCACAGGAUUCGUGACACAGGAUUCGCUUCAUCUUGCCCGCGCGCAGAUUCAGCCAUCUUAAAAUUUCCAAUUAUUUCUAGGAGUAUUCCUUUUGUGUAUAGCCAAUGUUUUCAAAUUGUCUUUCAGUUCAUGGAGUUCCCAUUGAAGCUGAACGCAGCCAAAGUAGCUCCAAAACGUUAAAAGAUUCUUUGAUUUGUAUCCUUGAUGAUGUAUUGAUACAAAUUCUAUUAAAUAUCAAGGAGACUUCUUUAAUGCACAGUCACUAUCCUCUGUAAAUCCCAUACUUCUCUUACUUCUUUCUUUGCAAAGUCCCGGAUAAGAGGAACAACGGUACUUGUCCUCUUUACAUACCGUAUUUAUUCGAAUAAGCGCCCAACCUCGAAUUAGCGCCCACCUCGAAUAAGCGCCCAUCCUAAAGGCAGAAAAAGUUAAUAAGCGCCCAGCCUCGAAUAAGCGCCCACCCCUCCUCCUCCCAAUCAAACUCAAAUAAGCGCUCACCCCCACCCCACCCACUUGAGUGAAUAAAUUCCAAUAAGAGACUUCCCCGAGGACGGAGUUUUCUUCAGAGUAUUUUACAGAAACCUUGCUUUGUUACUUCUUCGCAUUUUGUUAUUAGCAUUGAUUGUUUUGUUGCAAAAUAAACAUACUUCACUUGCUGAUAAUGGUGAAAAUUUAAUAAGCGCCCAGCCUCGAAUAAGCGCCCACCUCGAAUAAGCGCCCACUCUCAAGGUCCAAAAAUUUAAUAAGCGCCCAGGGCGGUUAAUCGAAUAAAUACGGUAAUUGAACUUUUUAAGUUUGUGUGUGAGACUGGGUCGGUGUUGUGUCGAAGUGCACUAUGGGACCGUUUUGGGGACGUUAUCGCUUCUUUCAUUGGUUGUUACGAGAUUGCGCAGGAAACUGGGUCAAAAUUAAUCCCUUAAAAAGUCUCAAAGUGUAAUAGGCCAUUUCCGAGUUCCCCCGGGCCUCUGUUUCAAAACAAGGGUAGGUGCUCAGCCGUUGAUAUGGAAGUAAUUUUUCAUUUUCAUGAAAACUCAUUUUCACAAGAAAGGUUGUGCACCUAGCCUCAUUUUGAAAGUGAGGGUUUUUGGAACUCGGAAGUGGCCUGUUCGACACAACCCCGACCCAGCCUCUCGCGCGACCUAAAAAUGGGCCGUUACUCAGGAGUUAAUGCAAGGACGUUUUUGAGCGACGCACGUCAACCGGAAGUUGACUUUUUGUACUCUUGGGCAGUGGUUUGACCAAAUUUUCGGGGCAGAUGAUCUCUUUAAGAGUACAAACGCCAAGCAAUGCAAAUUUGAUAACAUCAAUACAUAAUUUUAAGGGGAAGAAACUAACUUCCUGUAGACGUGUGUCGCUCGGAAACGCCUUUGCUUAAGCUCAGACGUCAGCAUUCAAGUUCCCACUGACUGCUCCUGUCGGUCCAUUUAUAAGCUUACCACCCCAAUCCAUGAUAUUUAUGACAGUCCACACUACCUAGGAAACUCCCCUACUCUUUUCGAACGGUGGUAUGGAGAGUGACCAACCAUAAUGUUCUCCUAUCAAUACCAGCAUGUCAUCAAGGGAAAAGAUUAUAAGAGUCAAUCUAAUGGUCACCUAAGGGUAAAUUCUUCGUUUUUUCAACUAAUUCUCUCAACUAAUUCUUUAGGGAAAUGUAUGGAGAUCGGUUUAAAGAAUUUGUAUGUGGAGGAGGUCUGGGGAGCGCUUUGAAAUUACAAAGCCGCAGUUUUCAGCGUUCUGGGGACUAUAAAUUGAGGACAAGAGAGUGCGUUUUUCUUUCACGAAAAUGUAGCUUUUAUGCAUCUUUCGAUUUAUCAGUCACUCAAUCAAUUCCUACCAGCAAUGAACAAAUGAUGAAACUAAAUUACGUACUUUUGCACGUAAACAAAUUCUGCGGAAACCUAUAAAGAAACUUGUGAAACAUUGACUGAAAUGUAGCGUUCACAUGAUUAAAGCACAACUUAAAACAAUUGGGCUUUUAUGAAAACACUCAUAAUUACGUUUUUAUUCAGAUCUUAUGAUAUAGUUUUUGGUUACAACGUUAUUCAAACUAGUUGCUUCUUCUUUGUAGGAAGAAUUAAUCGACUUCUGUGAGCACAGUAGCCGACGUGUUUCGUCGGCCGUCGGUGUUUAUUGAAACCCCCAGUGGCGUAUCCAGACCUUCAGAUAAGGGGCGGGGAGAGGGGCGGUGAUCCAGACCCUGAGAUAAGGGGGGGGGGGAGCUCAAAAAAUUUUUUCCCGCCCUUCGGUCCUCAUUUUGGUCUAAAAGUAAGGGGGAUGGGCCCCCGGGCCCUUCCCCUGAUCCGCCACUGACUCCCUGAUCGUGAUUGUGUGAAAUUCCAGGGGGUGGGGGGUAUGACAAGAUUCUAAGAAAUGCGGGUCUAAAAAAAAAAGUUCCCUCCUUUAGUUUGGGGGUGGGGGAAUGGAUAUUUCCAGGCAUUACACAAUUGUUUUAAUGUGUUGCUUGAUACCAUUCGGAUGCCGAGGUCAUAAAAACACAGAGUUGACAACCAGCGUAGGUAAGCCCACAUGGGCAAGUACUACUAGCGCCUAUGUGGCUUCUGAUAAGUUCAAAUAAAUUGUAAUUUUUUCUCAGUCCUUAACAACACCUGUACAGCUCUGACGAUCACGUGUCCGGAUGACCCAGACAAGAAAUCUGUCACGAAGAAAUUACCAGGUGAACAGAAGUACCCUGCUAGCAAAGUCACUUCGAUCUUUCCUAGAUAAGUCCUCAUUCCCGACUUGGCUUCUGAUAGGUUCAAAUAAGUAAUAUAUCCCCUGGGGUAUGAUUUUCCCACAUUCCUUAACACGUGUCCUGAUGCCGCGGACAAGAAAACUGUCUCGAAGAUAUUACCAGGUGAAGAAGCUUAGAACACUUUUUUUAACCCCUAGCUAGAGGGGAAAACAUAUAAAUUCGAAGAAAUCGGAAAUAUGGGAGAUUUCUUGAUUCUCUUUUGAUUUUCUAUAAAACAGUAAAACAGCCAGCCAACCGUGAAGGGCAGGGAAAACUACCACGUGAUCAUAAUUUUCCCGCCAUUUUUGACACUCGCCGCCGCUUGCCAUCCGCAGUUUGAAUGAACGUGAACGUGAAGAGGCAGUUUUCACGUUCGCAAACAACGUAGCGUGCAUGAUUUCUUGUGAUAUUUUGAAUCCUUCUUUAAGCCCAAAGAUCUAUUUGUAUGUCCUGUCAUAAAGAAACUAUAUAAAAAUUUAAUCUUUCCCAAGAGGAGCGAUCGAGGGACAAAGAAGCCAAUUGAAGGUAAAAAUCUGAGCUUCUUUUUACACUGAAAGAUUGCAACAUUGUGUUACGUAUCACCUCUCUUAGACAUCUUCAAGCUUUAAAACCACUUUUUUUCGUAAGAAAUGGAAAGUUUGUAGCUAACUUGAGACUUACAAGCGUAGAAAACAAAUGUUUGAUUUUUUUUUCUUCGUCAAUAAACUGGUCGUGUGGUCUUUUGCAGGAACUAUGACAAUAGGGAAGCUUAAAGGGUUACUCUAUCGAUUGUUUAAAGUUGACAGUUCCGACCAACGAUUAUCGUCUGUAGACAACAAGGUGAGGACGUUAUACACAUCGUACUACAGUAAACGAGUUGUUGGUGAUGAACGCCGAUAUUCAGUUUCCUUUGGUAUAUCGCCGUUCAGCCAAUUAAAGAGCUUUAAUGUAACUGUGUAUUAAUAUUCAACUGUCAUCCUGUCUUUGAUAUCCUGAAUUGUCUUCUCCCCAUGCUACUUAGAAGAAGAUGAACUUCCCUUUACAUUAAAACGUGCACAAUUGUUUUGUGGUCAAAAACAUGAUAAAUAUGAUCCUCGCGGUCAACAUUCACAAUGACUACAUAAACGUCGCUAAAAUUUAUACUGUAGUGGGUAGAGUAGUGGGUAGUUUUUCCUUGUGAUAAAAGUAGACAAUUUGUAUUUGUACUUUUUACUGAUAUCGAUAAAUACAAGCCUGACCUGAGCAUCAUUGUGGAUACUCAUGUAGUAUAAUGACGCAUGAGUAUAUCCAGCCUCACCUGCAUAUAAAUACCUAAAAUCCUUAGUUAGUUCUUCGGCUUGGCCCCUUAUGCCCCUCCCGCCUUCUACAGGCCAUGUCCUCUUGUUGUUCACUUUCGAAAGUUUUUUGUUUGUUUUGUUACUUGUUUGAUGCUGAAAUCUCUGUAGUUGCACCGAAUACUUAAUUUCAAGCCAAGCACUUUAGUUUGUAUUCUUCACCUCGCCAACGGAAAAGUCUGUUUAUAAGAGAUCAUGAAUUUCUUGUUUCCGUUAGUAGGAAUCAUUUGUAAUUAAUCUGCACAAUAUAACAGACAGAAAAACUUUAAAGUCUUUGGGCCGUUCACUUAUCUAAAAAGGCAAACAUUGGACAAGAACCGCUCCAGAUCUGACUGACUGUUAAUAAGCGGAUUAUGAUUUUAGGGAGAUAAAUCUUUCGUUAGUCCGCACUCUAGUCAUAGUAUAAAAUAACUGUUCAGAUAGUAGAGUUGGCCAAGUAAAAAUGGCUUAUAACGUUUUUUUAUCAGAUAAAUAACUAGCAGCAAAACAACGUUUCAAUAACCGGCCCUUUGAGUUUCGGUUUGUAUUUUCUUUUUGUUUACAGCUUGGUAGAGAAGUUGAAUUGGAUGAUGACUUACGACAACUCACAUUUUAUUCUGUACAAAGUGGAGACACUAUUUACCUAAGAUGGUGACGAGUCUCGAACUUUCUUUGUUAAAUAAUGCACAACCAGCGUUCCAAAAAAGGUCCUUGUUUCCCGCCAUUCACCGCGGUGUUUGAUAGAGGUCUUAUCAGUGCAUGCGCACUCGCUUAUAAAUGGGGAAAAGUGGGAUACGAAACUGUCGGCCGUCUGCUGUACAGUAAACAGCCCCAUAUAAGAACCUAUGAUUUUGGGUUUCAGGCUGAUCAAGUUCUUAUUCACUGGGUGCUUAGUGAGAAAUCUUCCUGAAAAAUAGAUUAUUAGAGGUGUCAUUAGUAUACCUACAAUGUUUUAUGUACUUACACAAAAAAUAAUUUUAAAAUUUAAUUAAAAAUAAAUAUAUACUGUGAUUUCUAAUAUAAGUAAAGUAUACUGUACUGUAUUGGUUUCGUAUUCUGGCAUCCUCUUUUUUAUAUAAGAACAUGUUUUAUUUAUCAGGCUGCAUUGGUUGUUAUAUAUAUGGUGCUUUAUUGGUCAACUUUCAGUCUGAUGUUCUUAAUCCACUUCUUAUAUGCAGUGUGUUUACUGUAUAGGUCGCAAAACUAGCUUGUUGAUGAAUACUUUUAUCGACAUGCAGCAGUAUUUACAGUUAUUGUCGAAACAGCGAUUUGUAGUUUAAAUCGCAGUUUAACACUGUAGGGUGAUAUUAGCCAUUGUAUAUAUUUUUAGGCCAAAACAACAAACUGCCUUUUGUGUUUUAGCACUAUAGCGUGCAACAUCUUAGUCUCCCCCGCAGCCGUUUUUUGGAUGUCAUGCAACGCCCGCCCUCCCCCCUUUUGGGGGAGCGUUGCGUGAUAUCCAAAAAAGGGCUGCGAGGGAGACUAGCAACAUUUAUUCUUAAUUUGAAAGAAUUAGCCCAACGUCAAAACGAUGAUCAUCGCAACGCAGAUUUUUGACCUGUUCGUAGGUUUGGUUCGGGUUUGAAUUUGAAAGUGUUGCAGGGAAUCAAAGUUGAUGAAAGUUUGACACAUUAAUAAACACAGCUUAAAGAUUACGGUGUGAGUUGUUUAAAGAUUUCUAUCCAGCCGUUCCUGAGAUAUAUGAAAAAGAGUUAAAAGGAUCAAGAUUUUACACUUGGAACAGUGUUUAGAAAGAAAGUUAGUUUCCAAGAUCGCAC
Molecule: messenger RNA, 19489 nt
Organism: Porites lobata
Lineage: Eukaryota; Metazoa; Cnidaria; Anthozoa; Scleractinia; Poritidae
Source: the annotation of a GenBank genome assembly